This is a messenger RNA of Neurospora tetraspora, 723 nucleotides long. Its product is annotated as trimeric LpxA-like protein. The transcript has 2 exons. Lineage: Eukaryota; Fungi; Ascomycota; Sordariomycetes; Sordariales; Sordariaceae. Gene Ontology annotation, molecular function: acetyltransferase activity. The record is from RefSeq and is a predicted model, not a curated record. Bases 1 to 723 code for a protein of 240 amino acids.
AUGUCCGAACCCGCCUUCCGCCCCGACCCCACCUCCCCCUCCGACUGCGCCGAGAACCACCGGCGCAUGCUCGCCGGCGAGCUAUACUACUGCUGGACGCCUGACCUAGUGCAAGGAAGAGCGCGAUGCAAGAGCGCGAUGCUCAAGUAUAACACGGAGGCGGCGGACGGGGAGACGAGCAGGAGGAGGGUGGCUGAGUUGUUGAUGGAUCUGCUACAAGACCCAACGCCUUUGCCUCCCAAACUCUCCGACCCUGAGCAAGACGCCGCCCAAUUCGACGACUUCCCCUACAUCGACACGCCUGUCAAGAUGGACUACGGCAGCAACGUCAAGCUGGGCAAGGGGGUGUACAUGAACUCCUCCUGCACUUUGCUCGACGUGUGUCCCAUCACCAUCGGGGCGCGCACGCUCAUCGGCCCAAAUGUCAACUUUUACUCUGCCACGCACCCUAUUGACCCUGUUAUCCGGAACGGGAUGAGGGGCCCGGAGCUGGGGAAGCCGAUUGCUGUUGGGGAGGAUUGUUGGUUUGGCGGGAGUGUGGUGGUGUUGCCGGGUGUGACGAUUGGGAGGGGGGUGGUGGUGGGCGCGGGCAGUGUGGUGACGAAGGAUGUGGAGGACUUUGUGGUUGUUGCUGGGAAUCCGGCGAGGGUGGUGAAGAGGUUGGAUGUGGAGAGGGAGAAGUAUGAGGCGAUGGUGAGGGAGAAUAAGGAGAGGGGGCAUUGA